This is a messenger RNA of Purpureocillium takamizusanense, 1440 nucleotides long. RefSeq lists its product as uncharacterized. Gene Ontology annotation, cellular component: nucleus. The coding region runs from base 226 to 1227 and encodes 333 amino acids. The transcript is spliced from 2 exons. Gene Ontology annotation, biological process: kinetochore assembly; mitotic sister chromatid segregation. The record is from RefSeq and is a predicted model, not a curated record. NCBI's taxonomy places the organism in Eukaryota, Fungi, Ascomycota, Sordariomycetes, Hypocreales, Ophiocordycipitaceae.
CAUCUUCCGCUUGCAUUGGGUGUCGCGAGAACGGUCUGCAAACCUCAGACUACAGCCUCGCGCGACAGCUCAGCUCCCCGGCUAGCUCCCUCGAAGCAAGCGAACAACUGGGCCGGUUUCCUGACGCGCGCGCGUUGGAACGGGACGCGACGGAACUCACCUACGACUCCCUCACCGUCGGCCGUCGCGCGCGCAUCCCUUGCCGCAGACACAAAGCGCGCCACCAUGGACAGUAGGACGCGCAGCGCCGAGGCGCAAGACUAUGCGACCAGCCUCGAGUACACGCUCAAGGAGCUGCAGCGCAAGGUCAAGGAGCACGAGGCGACACUCGACAAGCUACGCUCCAAGAAACAUGACUCGGCUCUGCUCUCGCCCCAUGCGCAGGCCAGCGUGCUCAAGUCGGCGCUCGACGAGGUGACCAAGUCGGAGCCCUUCCUCCCCUUCCCGGGGUCCGUCCUGCCCGCCCUGGUGGCGCUGCGCAAGACGCACCGGACCAUUGUCGAGUCCAAGGCCUACCUCGCCGCGCAGGGGCCCGAGACGGACCGCCUGCGUCGGCAGCUCGAGGCGGACCGCGCGGGGCUGCGGGACCAGCAGCUCCUGACGGGCGCGCUCGAGGCGCGCAUCUCGACGUUGCGGCGCGAGAUGACGGACGAUCCUUCAUCGGGGACUCCCGAGGACGGCGCCGAGAAAAGGAUGGCGGAGCUUGAGGCUAAGAAGAGGCGCUACGACGCGGGGACCAAGAGGCUCAUGAAGUCGCUGCUGGGGUUCAUCGACAGUCGCCUUGCGGCCAUGUUGGCGGCCGAGGAGCUCGGGGGACCCGUCGUCGGCGAGCUAAUGGACGUGGACGCCGACGACCUCGCCGCGGGGUUCAGCGCCGCGGGCAAGCUCAAGCGCGUCAAGGAUGGGGGCGGCGGCGCAAAGCAGGACAAGCGGCAGCGCCGGAUCGACGAUAUCUGGGGUGGCGACGGCACGGCAGCAAAAGAGUUUGGCGGCGAGGAGGAGGACGACGACGAGGUGACAGCGGUGGGCAGGCAGAUGCGGGAGCUCACCGAGGAGCUGCUCAACGCGCUGGCCGAGGCCCGGGGCGACAACUCGGCGUCGUACGUGCAGCUGGGGCGCGAGUCGGCGGCGGCGCGGUUCCUGGUGCGGUCGCGGGUGGCGCAGCUGCACCCCAAGGACGCGACUCGGCUGCGGCUCGUCGAUUUCGGCCGAGAGCUCGAGGACUGACUGAUGCGAGGUGUGUGUGUGUGGUGGGUGUAUGUAUACUGUACUUUUGUCGAUGAUUGCGUCGACGCCCGGCGGCGGCCGGGGCAAAGCGUUGAAUGCGAUCCAUCCAUCACGCUGCACUGAUGACGCGACUGCACCAUCAUGUCUACUACGUACGCACGCACGCACUGAGAAUUGUGCACUUGCUGGUGUAAGGUACUGCCGGAUAGCAAC